AUGCGUACGGUCCGCUCUAUCGCCCCCACGGGGCUGCGUGGCCUGCGCCUGGUCCGCACCCCGCGCCCGCCGACCCCGCCAGCCUCAGCCCUGGCCCUCCGCCCGCUGGUGGUCGGCCUCAACGCCUUUGACGCACGCAGGCUCGACGGGUACGCCGGCAAUCUGCUCGCCGUUGCUCGAUCAGCACGCUCGCUUUCUGCUCCGGGCCUUGCCUCCGGUGAUGCCUCCGCUUCCGCCCAUGCCCAUGUGCCCGGCCGCGAGGGCGUGGCGCUCGCGGCUCCCUCGCCGUCAUCGUUGUCAUCGCCUGCCGCCGCCCCGGCGCAGCGCCUCGCCUUUGCUCUGCCGGUCGCCUGGCCCGGUGCGCUUGCCGAGGACAUUGUUGUGCCGGUAGCGUGCGCCGCGCCGGUUCCGUCGUCGGUCGAUACCCUCACCGCCGCCGCGCUGCCGUACGCGGGGCUCACUGCGCUCGCUGCGGUCGACGAGGUCACGCGAGUCGGCGCCGGCGACGCCGUCGUUGUUGCUGGCGCAUCCGGCCCGGUCGGCGUCCUCGCCGUCCAGCUCGCGCAGCUGCGCGGCUCAGAUUCGGUGGUCGCCGUCGCCUCGCGCGCCUCACUCGACGCGGUCGCGCCGCUGCUCGGCGACGUCACCCUCCUCGCCUACGACGAGCCGUCCGAUGCGGCCGCCAUCGACGACGCCAUUGCUGCCUCGCACGUCACUAUCAACGCCGCCGCCGCCGAUGAGGACCGCUACUUGGCCGCCAUGGGCCGUGGCUCGUCGGCGCAGCUCCCGCCGCGGGCCUCGGGCCGCGCCCGCGCCUACGCCACCCUCAACGGCCCGCUGCCGCGUCUGACCGACGAGGGCGGGGUGGCGAUUGGCGGUGCGCUCGCUGCCUUUGAUCUUGCAGCCUCCAAGCUCGCCGCCCGCGCCGCAGGCUUUGACUACGACUGGGUACUGUUCCACCCAUCGGGGCCCGGACUGGCGAGCCUGCUCGACAGCGUCGCCACCGGACAGCUCACCCCGCUCCCGCACACCACGGACUCCCUCUUUACAUUUGGCCCCUUUGAGAGCAUACCCGACGCGUCGCCGACUGAAAGCCCACCAUCAGCCUCGUCCGCUGAGCGCGCCGCCCUUGACGCCGUCGUCGCCGCCUUCCGCACGCUCGACGCCUCGACCGGCUCCGGCCCCGGCAAGACCCUCAUCACCUUUGAGCGGGAGCGUGCCUGACGCAGCGCUUCUCACUUGCCGCCGGCGUUGAGCAGAAACUCGGCCUCCUUCUUGAGGUGCCGCGCCGUGUGCACUGUCGUCGUCAUCAGCUGGCCACACGGCAGCUGGUACAUCAGAAGCGUCAGGACCUCAUCCGGCCGG
Thecamonas trahens ATCC 50062 is the source of this 1365-nucleotide messenger RNA. Its product is annotated as zinc binding dehydrogenase. The transcript has a single exon. The record is from RefSeq and is a predicted model, not a curated record. Lineage: Eukaryota; Apusomonadida; Apusomonadidae. The coding region runs from base 1 to 1224 and encodes 407 amino acids. Gene Ontology annotation, cellular component: mitochondrion. Gene Ontology annotation, molecular function: oxidoreductase activity.